Manihot esculenta (cassava) is the source of this 3793-nucleotide messenger RNA. Its product is annotated as myosin-binding protein 2. The record is from RefSeq and is a predicted model, not a curated record. The transcript is spliced from 4 exons. Bases 329 to 3220 code for a protein of 963 amino acids. Gene Ontology annotation, molecular function: myosin binding. Lineage: Eukaryota; Viridiplantae; Streptophyta; Magnoliopsida; Malpighiales; Euphorbiaceae.
AAGAAAAUUAAGUAAUAUUUUUGAAAAGGCCAAAUUUUGGAUUUUUUUAAAUUAGGUGUGUAACCAUAAAGAAUGGGUUUCCUCUGUGAGGUGAAGCAUAAACCUGAAGAGAAAUAUUAUCUGUCACAAAUCACAAUAUAAAAUGUAUUUAACACACUGUUUAAUAUAGAUGAAAAGCAAUAUUCUGAGAGGCAUCUCUUCCUCUCUAACAACUUAUUAUUUGUUGCUUUGUCAGAACUCAAAACAUCAGAAAACAUUCUUCAUUACCUCUUCAUAUCUCUUUCUUUGUCUGUAAAUAACCAAAGAAAACCAGCAGCUAGAGCAAACCAUGGCUGCUAACAAAUUUGCAACCAUGCUGCACAGAAACGCCCACAAACUCACUGUAAUUCUAGUCUAUGCAGUUCUUGAAUGGAUCUUGAUCAUUCUCCUUCUCCUCAAUUCUUUUUUCACUUACCUUAUCACCAAAUUUGCCAACUAUUUUGGCCUGAAACCACCUUGCCUGUGGUGUUCCAGGGUUGAUCAUGUGUUGGAGCCUGGAAAUAGAACCAGCUCAUAUAGAGAUCUUGUUUGUGAGAAUCAUGCAACUGAGAUUUCCAGGCUCGGCUACUGCUCAAAUCAUCGACGACUGGCUGAAACCCAGAAUAUGUGCAUGGACUGCUUGGCCUCUCGGCCAAAUCACAAUGAUGAGUCUGUUGGCAUGAAUAGAAGGAUUGCCUUCAUUUCUUGGGUGAGCAAGGAUACACUUGAAAAUGGUGACGGAGUUCCCAGGUGUUCUUGCUGCAACGAAAUCUUUAACAACAAUCUCUACUCUCCUUAUUUGUUGUUCAAGCCUUCUUGGAAGGCUCUGAGGUAUACCCAGAAAGGAAAUUUGAUUAUAGAAGGAAUUGAUGAUGAUGGUAAUGGAAGUGAGUGCAAACUGCUAAGUAAACAUGAUAGUUUUGCUCAUUACACAGAGUUUAGCAAUGAGAUUGAGAAAAACGAUGGAGAAGAACAUCAAAUGCUUUCUGAUGUUGGAAGUUUUGGCCUCAAAGAUUCUGCAGAAGACGAGUGUUCAGGGUCCGAAUCAAGCUUGCGAUGUGAUGAAAAGGAAGCAAAUGAAGAUCAGAAAGCAGAUAAUCUUUGCAUCACAGAACAAGAAUCAUAUGGUAUGGAUUUUGUUCACCGAUCUUUUGGUGACAAUAUAGUCCAGCAUUGUCUUGGAGAAGACUGUUCACUUGAAAUCAUGGACGUUCUAUUUGAGAGAAAUCUGGAUUGUGGAUCUAAUCGCUUAAUCCCUAUUGAAUUGAUUGAUUCAUCAACUUCUGCAAAUCAGGGAUCUUUCAUUUUAAGGGAAGAAGAUCUGGAAAAGCAUGAUUAUCAAAAUGAACAUUUUGAUUCUUCUUUACAGGAAGAAACUCAAAUCAAGUUGCAAGAGGACAAAGAGACUAUAGAAAUAAAUGUGGAUAAUGGUAAGAACUCUUCAGUUAUAGAAAAUGACUUGGCUGGUGAGGCAUCUGAAACUUUAUCCAUCAGUGGCAAAGUUGUAGAAAUGGCAGAUUUGGAUGAACCUCAAGCCCUUCAAGAAAUAGAUGAGGAGGAAAAAAUAAAUGACUUCAGUUCCGUUGAUCAUCAAACCAAAUCAGAGCCCUUCAAAGAACUGUCUGAUCAGGCCAACAAUCUACCCCAAGAACAAGAAUCAACUCCAUUGCCAUGCUUGCAAUUGCAAGAAGAUCACUCUUCUACAAAUGGCAAUGGUGCAGAAAUUCCUAAUGCUCCUGAAUCAUACAUGCACAAUGACUUUGAUUUUGCUUUGCUAGGUCCAAACUACAGAGAAAAACCUUCACUAGAAGAAAAAAUGAUAUCAGCUGAUAAGAACCAAGAAGCAAUAAGCCAACAUUCAUCUAUGCGUUCAGAAUCUAAUGAAGCUGAGGAGGAAAAAUUCCCCGAGACGCCAACUUCUCUUGAUAGUUUUCAUUACUUGCAUAAGAAACUACUCCUGCUCGAGAAAAGAGAAUCAGGGAAAGAAGAGUCCUUAGAUGGAAGUGUAACAAGUGAGAUGGAAGCUGGGGAUCCACUUCAAAGUGUUGAGAAGCUGAAAACAGCUCUUAAAGCCGAACGGAAGGCUCUGAAUGCUUUAUAUACAGAACUGGAGGAAGAGAGAAGUGCUUCUGCAAUUGCAGCAAAUCAAAGUAUGGCUAUGAUAAACAGACUUCAAGAAGAGAAGGCAGCAAUGCAAAUGGAAGCACUGCAAUACCAGAGGAUGAUGGAAGAACAAUCUGAAUAUGACCAAGAAGCUUUACAACUUCUUAAUGAGCUCAUGAUGAAGAGAGAAAGAGAGAAGCAAGAACUUGAGAAAGAGUUGGAAGUAUAUUUUAAGAAGGUUUCAGAUUAUGAGGCCAAAGAGAAAAUAGGAAUGAUGAGAAGAAGCAUAAAUGGAAGUGUGAGGAGUAGAAACUCUUCUGCUACUUGUAGCAGUGCCGAGGAAAUUGAUGAGCUAUCUAUUGAUCUUAAUCGUGAAGCAAGAGAUGAAGAUAGUAGCAUCUAUGGAGACCAAGGCAUCAGAAACAAUGAUGCUCCCAAUGAAGAGGUUAUAAAUUUGGAAGAAAUGGCACUGGACUGUGUGCAGCAAAUAAGUGCCCUUGAUGAUUCAUUCGAAGAAUUUGAGGAAGAGAGGCUAUCCAUUCUAGAUCAGCUCAAGGCAUUAGAGGAGAGACUACUGAAUUUGCAAGAAAAUGAACUCUCUGAGGAGGGAAACUCAGUGGAGAAUUCGUUAAACUAUAGUGUAAAAGGAUAUGAUGAAAGCUACGAAUUGAGCACUCCAGAAGAAAAUGGGAUUUCACAUGAGUUAUCAAAGGACAAACAUUAUACUGAGAGGAAAACAAUGGGUUCCAUGGCCAAGAGCCUCCUUCCUCUUUUGGAUGCUGCUGAUAAUGAAUAUGCAGCUGAUGAAGGGUUGUUAUUUGAAGAAAAUGUGGCAUCUGAAAUUGUUGAAGUGGAAAACCCUUCAGUUUCCAAAUUUGAUUUAGACAGCAAGAAAAUAUCCCUUGUGGAGGAAGUGGAUCAUGUUUACGAAAGGCUGCAAGCUCUUGAAGCAGACAAGGAGUUCCUAAAGCAUUGUAUGAAUUCAAUGAACAAGGGAGAAAAAGGAAUGGAUCUUCUCCAAGAGAUCUUGCAACAUCUGCGUGAUCUUCGCGCGGUGGAACUCCGGGUGAGGAAUAUGAGUGAUGAUCCUCUAGGGUGAAAUUGCAUUUAACAACUAAGAUACAGGAGAGGAGAGUUUGCUUUGACAAUGCAGAUCCUUUUCUCAUGGGUGAGGAGAACCACACUUUAAGAUGCAGGCCAGAAAGUUUAUCAGCGAAAAUCCAGGAAAACUCCUUAUGGAAUGGGGGAAUUCCUGGGCUGUUUUGUUUUAAUUGGUGGAUAAUUUUCAGACUAAAAUACUGAAGUCUGCACAAAUUUCCAGAUGAUCUCUUUUGGGUUUACUACAAGAAUAGUGUUAAGCCCAAUUUUGCAGUUAACUACUCCAGACUGUCUUUUCCUGCCAAAGGAAAAAGACACAGGAUUGCACAAAUUUAUCUGGUUUGAGUGUGUAGGAUACAUUACAUGAAACCAAAACAGUUUCUUUCUACUUUAUUCAUUUGUUCUUUGGAAGGGAAAGAUUUCAACUGGGAAGAGGAAGGGGAAGGGAAAGGGAAGAGGGGUUAAUUCUUCCUUCUCUUGGUCUUUGUGUCAAGCAUAUCAUAUGUAUUCCAGUAAUGUGUCAAUAUUUGUAAGCAUUAAAAUUUAUGUUUGAUUUUACACUUUGUGAACAAAA